AUAGUUGUUUGAUAACCGUUAAAAAAUAGAGGAAGAAGAAAUGACGUCAUGUUUCUGCGACUGUUUUUAUCAAACAAGCUAUCAUGGCGCUGUUUCCAGCUUUUGCUGAAGUGUCUAGUAACAAACUUGAAGAUUCUUCCAAAGAAUUAGACUGGCUGAAUAACAAGAGCUUUCAGACCGGGCAUGCCAUUUCUCUUCACAGUCGAUUUUUAGAGAAGGAGUCAAGUGUUAGCAGAGAUGUGAGCUCUGCAGAUGAGAGGCAGGAGGAGAAAAGCAAUGUUCCACCUAAAAGGAAGAAGCAGAAGAAAACGGAACAGAAGAGGAAAAAAAAGAAGAAGCACAGAAAGAAGAGUGGUAGAUAUUCAGAUAGCAGUGGGCCUGACUCUGACACAAUUUACCCCAGUGACCUCAAAAAGGAAUAUGAGGGACAAAGAUCUCAGGCGGCCCCAUUAGCGAGUCGUUUUUCCUGGUUGGAUGACGUCCAAUCUCCCACAGAACAAACAUUCUGUGUGGACCGAAAACCAGACCCAGCCAACUGGACGUACAAGUCACUAUACAGAGGGGAUGUAGCAAGGUAUAAGAGGAAAGGCAGCUCAUCGUUAGGCCUAGACCUUCGCAGACAGGAAAUCAGGUGGGAGGAAUCAGAGAAGAAGAAAGGUGCGGACAAGAAAAAAUCAGCAGACAGAUACUUCUCUACAGUCACUCGUCAGAUACUGAGAUCUGAGCCCCCUCUUCCUACGUUACCAACAAAACCUGAGGGCAGUAAUGUUAUCAAAUCCUCGUUCCUCCCACUGGGGGACACUGAGGACAAGAAACGUGUAGAGACAAGUGCAAGAAUGCAGACAUCAUCAGAAAAUCCCCUCGGUGUGUAUGACUCCUCCACAUCCCUCUGGCUGCAGGGGAAAGGACAGCAGGACCAGCAGGAGGAGGACGGUCAGACAGACCUGAGUGCUGUGCUUUUGGCCAAAAAGACUGAAGAGUUUAACAGACAGCUCAGGGAGCAGCCUGCAGAUACACAGUUGUGGAUAAAAUUCAUAAAAUACCAGGACGAGCUUUCAACAGUCUUUGGUGGUAAGGAGGAGCAGCUGGGCACUGAUGCGGUAGAGCAGCGUAAAUCUUCCUACAAAGCGGUCCUGGAGAAAAAGCUGAGCAUCGCAGAGCGGGCAGUGGCCACCAACCCUAAAUGCAUAGUUUUGCAGCUGGAACGGCUCAAGAUCUGCCAAGAGCUCUGGGAGCCCUCUGCUUUGGCUAAAGAAUGGAAGAAACUGGUGUUCCUUCAUCCAAACAGCGCCCCCUUGUGGAAGAAGUAUCUGCUUUUCACCCAGAGCUACUUUAGCAAUUUCUCUGUGUCAAAGGUCAAUUCUGCCUAUGGAAAGUGCCUAAGCACUCUCAGCGCUGUAAGAGAUGGCAGCAUGGUCUCUCACCCCGCACUGCCAGGGACUGAGGAGGACAUGUUGGAUAUUUUUGCACAGCAGUGUCAUUUCUUGCGUCAGUCGGGUCACUCUGAGAAGGCGAUUACUCUAUUUCAAGCCAUGAUCGACUUUACUUUCUACAAACCCGACAGUGUACGAAAGCUGUCCACCAAGCAGCAGGUUGACUUCUUUGAGCCUUUCUGGGAUAGUGGGGAGGCGAGGAUUGGGGAGUUGGGGGCCCGGGGUUGGAAAGCCUGGAUGGUCCAACAAGAGCGGGGAGGUUGGAUUCAGCCCAAUGCAGAGGAAGAAGAGGAGGAUGAAGAGGAGGAGGAGGAGGAGGUGAAGGAUCAGAGCCAGCCCAGAUGGACAGUCUGGCUGGAUGUGGAAUCGUCCCGUGAUGCAGCUCAGUGGCUUCCCUGGAGGCCUGAUAAAUCCAAGGGCCAAACAGAAGAAGACUGUGAAGACCCUGACAGACAGGUGUUGUUUGAUGACAUUGGUCCAUCCUUAAUUUGUCUGUCGUCACCGGAUCUUCAGCUCCAUCUUCUCCUCUGGUUCUUGUCAUUCCUGGGUCUCCCUGUGGACUCUGUCUUCUCUGAUGCCCUCUGUCAGUCUGACCUGUUGCUGGAGAACCUUUCACUGCUCACUCAGGGUACUGACCUCCAGCAUCCUCUGACCUCCCAUGACCUACCUGACCUUGGGAUUAAUGCUGUAGGUCACAUGACCACACUACAAGGGACAAAGAAGUUGGCAGGACUGGGCAAACAUGGUGAGAGGUUUGUCACCAAUGUGUUUAACAUGGUCCAAGCCUUUCUUCCCACACACCACCGAGCUGUCCUGUCACUCUGCUGGAUGCAGUAUGAGAAAGUUAAAGUCUUUCACUGUCUGCAAGGCAGCAACAAAAAGCGUCUUCGCUCUCAGGGCAAGAGAAGUAAGCGGGUUGCCAAGCGACUGCUCAAAGAACCGGAAAACCGCUCGUCACUGGUCUUGUGGCGGGAGUAUGCCCAUAUGGAGUGGAUGCUGGGCAACCUCGACGAAGCACGCAAAGUUUUCUCCACAGCAACUGCAAUGGGUGGAACCGAAGGGCUAAGUAGCCCCAGUUUCUGCGAGCUGUGUCUGCUAUGGGCACAGCUAGAGGUGGAGGACUGCACAACUGUGCGAGGAGGGAGAUUGAAGGACGUAACGGCUUCCCCAGCUGUCUCUGUGCUAACAAAGCUAGCUGAUGGAAACUCCUCAUUCACUCCAGCAUCCCCCCAGUCCAUCUCCCCUGUUUCCAUUCUGAAAGCUAGAAAGGCAUAUGAACAGGCUCUAUCAGCUGGCUUGUCAGUGCUGGAUGAGAACCCCAACAGUCCUCCGUCCGGAAAAAAAGGUCCAGAGACGCUGAGACUGAGAGGCCUGGUCGGCUGCUCUGCUCUGUUCCAGUACCUCACAGUGGGCAUAUCUGCAGCUAAUGAAGUCUACAGCCAAGCUAGGGGGAAAAUGGAGGAGUUGCAUCACAAAUUAACAAACAGUGAUGGGGAGGCAGAGUGUGCUAGGGCUGAGUUCACAUAUAUCACCAAGCUUGCUUCUGAGUGUAAAGUACUAGCGGUACAGCAGGCCGCGUUGCUAAGGUACCAUAACAGCGUCAUUGUGUUUCCCCUGGCAACACUAAGACACACUCUGACCUCUGCCCUCUCCAGCUGGCCCAGCAGUACCACACUGUGGAGCAUAUAUGUACAGGUUGAGAACCAUUACCAUAGUGCUGGCCGGGCCAGACGUUUUUUUCAUUCGGUAACCAAGGACAGCAACAGUGUGGUUCCACACCUAUUUGCUAUUGUUGCUGAACAACAAAGGAAGCAGCUGGUGGAUGCUGCUCAGAGGUCUUGUUCUCAUGAUGUUGCUUUGCCCAUCCUGCCGGAAAAUGGUCUCAGCCACCGUAUUCGCAGACUGUUUGAAAACGCUAUAGCAUCGGAGAUGGGUGCUCACUGUCCUUUACUUUGGAGGAUGUACAUGCAUUUCUUGGUGUCCGAAGGGAAGGUCGAUAAAGCCAGGGGGAUCUUCUACAGGGCUUUACAAAAUAUCCCCUGGGCAAAGGGUCUGUACAUGGACGCCGUGCAGCUGUUCCCUGAGCAUCUGCAGGAGUUCACCGAUCUGAUGAUGGAGAAAGAGCUGCGUCUCAGGCUGCCUUUGGAAGAACUGGACAUAUUACUGGAAAACUGAUCACACACACGGACUUUAGAACAAUCAAGACUUCACUUUGAGCUUGCUUUAAUGGCCAAGCGCUGACUCGCAUACAGGACACAAACCCAGAUGCUUCUACACACACCUUCUCUCUGAACUACACUGAGAAAAUAUUGUGCUGCUCUGUACAUAAAUCCUGAAAAUAAGUUGUAUUCUACAGCAAAUACAACUAAGUUUUGGUACCUGACAUUGUCAAUAAAUAUACUAGUAUGAGA
Betta splendens (Siamese fighting fish) is the source of this 3844-nucleotide messenger RNA. It is a transcript of the gene nrde2, whose product is annotated as NRDE-2, necessary for RNA interference, domain containing. Gene Ontology annotation, cellular component: catalytic step 2 spliceosome. Gene Ontology annotation, molecular function: protein binding. Bases 84 to 3608 code for a protein of 1174 amino acids. The transcript has 19 exons. Gene Ontology annotation, biological process: regulatory ncRNA-mediated post-transcriptional gene silencing; RNA processing; negative regulation of RNA catabolic process. The record is from RefSeq and is a predicted model, not a curated record. Lineage: Eukaryota; Metazoa; Chordata; Actinopteri; Anabantiformes; Osphronemidae.